This is a messenger RNA of Bufo bufo (common toad), 870 nucleotides long. RefSeq names its product prostasin-like. The transcript is spliced from 4 exons. NCBI's taxonomy places the organism in Eukaryota, Metazoa, Chordata, Amphibia, Anura, Bufonidae. Gene Ontology annotation, molecular function: serine-type endopeptidase activity. Gene Ontology annotation, biological process: proteolysis. The coding region runs from base 7 to 870 and encodes 287 amino acids. The record is from RefSeq and is a predicted model, not a curated record.
AAGCCGAUGACGUCGGAUCGCGUUGUGGGCGGACAGGACGCCUUCUAUGGCGAGUGGCCCUGGCAAAUAAGCUUGAGAAAAAAUGGGUUCCAUAUCUGUGGUGGAGUGAUGAUUGACAGUCAGUGGGUGCUGAGUGCGGCCCACUGCUUCAUCCGGCCUUACUCAACCUCAGAUUAUAAGGUGUAUCUGGGAGCAUACCAGCUGUCAGUACCCACAGGCAUCAUGUCUGCUGUCAGCGCCAUUUAUAUCCACCCAAUAUAUCAACGAGCAGGGUCCAGCGGGGACAUCGCCCUCAUCAAGCUUCAGAACCCAGUGGAGUACUCCGACUAUGUGAUGCCCAUCUGCAUCCCCACCCAAGACGUCCAAUUCCCCAGUAAACUCAACUGCUUUGUGACCGGCUGGGGAUCCAUCAAAUCCGGAGUGAGCCUACCAGCACCUCAGACACUACAGAAGGUCCAGGUCCCCAUCAUAGACCGUGCAGAGUGUGAUGCCAUGUACCACAGUAAUAACCCCACAACACCUGUCAACGUCACCUUAAUACAGUGGGAUAUGGUCUGCGCUGGAUACAAGGAUGGUCAGAAGGAUGCCUGCCAGGGUGAUUCUGGUGGCCCAUUGUCUUGUCGAUGGGAGGGAUCGUGGCUCUUGGCUGGACUGGUCAGUUGGGGUUUCGGCUGUGCAAUUCCAAACCGUCCAGGUGUAUACACCAGAGUGACUGCAUAUUCAGACUGGAUUAAGCAAUACGUCCCACAACUCCAGCUGACACCUGCUGUCAUCACUGAACCAAAUCCCACCAAUGGCUCAGUGGGGCCAUCUUCAGUCCUCACCCUUCUCCUCUUCCUUGCUGCUCUGUUGUUGCACAAGCUCUGGUAG